AUGAGCGGCGUCAAUGAUGUUCUCAUGCUCAUACAGUAUGAAGGCGCGCUGUUUCACUAUCGCCUCGAUAGGGGAAGCUCAAGUGAUAAUGACGACAGGAGAGCACUUGCUGAUGCUACGACCAUCGCUAAAUUGACCACAACCCUAACUUUGUCUUGGCUCUAUUCCGAAUCCGUACCCCGUAACAUCGAUGAUCCUGUCACACACGAGUAUUAUUCAGAUCAUCACCAGGCUCUUGGCAUGGUUGCGUUUCGUGAAAUCGCGCCGACCGCCGUGCUCAUUGCCUUGACCAUCAGCGCCAUCCACACAUUCCAAGCGGAACCUUCAGCUAACGUCGCUAUCAAGAAUCAGAGUCACACCUUGUGCUUUUUCGCUCGCAUCGAGUCGAGAGAGAGGCCGAAAAUAUCCGCUUGUGACUUCGAUGACGAGAUUAAUGGUGAGAAUCGAUUUCGCCACAUCACAUCACCCGACGAGGGAGGGGUCAUGAACGGAUUUCCUCCCGCCCACAUUGCAUCCUUUCCCGUUCUUGCACUACCUCUUUGCAAGCUUCUCUCCUUCCCAAAUCAAUUGAUACAGUCUGCCGCAAUGCAACAAGCCGGGGAAGACACUCUUGGGGCAGCCCAAACCUCCUUUCAAGACGAGCCUUCUCCUCAACGAAUCGUCAUCUUGAAAGAACUGAACGAGUCCCAUGGGACCUCGUUGAAAGAGGGAGAGGGUAACGGAUCGCAAGAUGCUUGGCCUGACCUUUACAACAAAAUGCAGGAAUUGGUUAGAGGGGAGGUGGAAGCGCUUGCCAACAUCUUCACAAGUGUCAACGGCGCUUGCGUUCUUACGAACGUGGAACUCUCCCCAAGGUUUCCAAAGCUACAGGAGGAUGUCGAGAAAUACCUAGCGGAAGAAUCCCGCAACAAGAAGGAUCAUACCGCUCGAUUCAUGGAAUUGUGGAUACGGCCCGCUGAUCCUAGCGAUGAUGGUAUGUGCCUGCGGCAGAUCAAGGUACAGCUACGCAUCCGGCUCUACGACACCGGCAUUCGUAGGCGAGAGUGGAACGAACAUUUCAUUUGCAGGCAGAAGUGGGCGUUCUGGGAUCCAAAUGCUGAGGAUGCUUCUGACACGGAUGAUACUGCCACCCGACGAGGUUCUGAAUCGAAUUUAGUCUACAGCUUUAGUGGUACCAGCGGUACCAAUGCGCCUGACACCUCGAAGGGAACAUCUGGCAGAUCUAUACGAUACAGAGAACCCGCGCAUGUGAUCUAUUCGACUUAUAUGUAUGUGACUGUAUCUCUCAACAUGUUGUACAUCACAGUAUGCUCCGCAGGAAUGUAUGCACAUCAUGGUGAUCGACUAUCGAUACAAUCGGUUCCCGCGCUACGUGACGUUCUGUAUCAGCCAACCGCGCCACCGCCUCUCGGCCGUAGUUGGCACGUGCCAGCUAGCCCCGGUGGCUCUACUUCUUCUCCAGAGACAAGCUAUCUUGCGUGGGAUAAUCAGCCCUGUAUCAGCGAGGGGAAUGCUCCUCGCCGUCCUGGGGGAUUUUCAAACAAUCUUAGCGAAUCUUACGAUGGGCUCCGCAAGUCACGCCAAUCCAAUCUGGGUGCCGAUAAAGUCUGGCACAUGUAUUUGGGCCACGCCAAGGAAUUUCAAAUCCUGCCGGGUCAAGCUGAAAGAGGCGCCCGGAUCGACGAUACGGAGGUUUGGGCUGCUAAAUCAAAAGAGUUGCUAGGCGAUCUGGCAAUCUACCUCCGGCAGCUGAAAGCCUUCUAUUUGGAGGAGAACAAAAACACUCAGAGCUUCACUGAUGCCCGAUGGAAUUCAGUACUUGCCAAAAAACUGAAGGAUUUGAUGGGUUCGAUGAAGAAGGAAGUGGACGAAACUUUGAACGGGACUCCUUUCCGCGCCGACCGCGUCAGUCUUGAUGAGGUCGAGAUUGGUGGCUCUGAAAAGGAGUACAAGGCAAGCGUACAAAUCACUAAUAGGGCUGACGCCGCGGAUAGUGCUUUUGCCACCGUUUCUCGAUCGAUAAAAUUCCCUUUCCGGACAGACCGAAAGACAGAACCGCGAUGUGUCAUGGAAGACUCCGUUGCGACUGCGAGACGGUUUUAUACCCCGACUAUCCCGUCAUCGGUCGACGGUACGGUGCUCACCAGAGACUUCGGCUACCCGCUCGAUUUGGAUGGCAAAAUGAGUGGAACUACGGGAUGGAAGCUCGAGUCUGUUGUCUCCAACAGAUCUGUUUCCGGACCAUCGCAGACUGAAUCGGCUCAAUUGUAG
This is a messenger RNA of Filobasidium floriforme, 2271 nucleotides long. RefSeq lists its product as uncharacterized. Bases 1 to 2271 code for a protein of 756 amino acids. NCBI's taxonomy places the organism in Eukaryota, Fungi, Basidiomycota, Tremellomycetes, Filobasidiales, Filobasidiaceae. The record is from RefSeq and is a predicted model, not a curated record. The transcript has 12 exons.